AUAAAAAAAAAAAUUUGCGAAGGCUCUCUUUCUGGACAAUAUAUCCGCUGUCUGACUCCUGUUAAAAUCCUUCUUUCUUUAUGAGUUUUCUCGUCCCUUUCGAUUCUCUCUACCCUUCGUAUUCAUUUCUUCUGCUACCCAGAAAAACACAGAUCGAGAACCCACAGUGAGAGAUAGAGAGAGAAGGGGCGUAUUUGAUGUGACGGAGUUGUGAGAGAAAGCCCUCUCUUCUCUCCUCUUCCUGAAUUUCUUCGAUUCCAUUAACCGAAUUGGAGGGAUCUUAAAGGGUGGAACUUUCAGAAGUGCAGUUCUUUGAUCGGAAAUCUAAGAAGGAUUCUGUUGAAUUUGAGAGAGAAUCGAUAAUGGCCGGAUCAGACGCGAACAAUAACCCGGGUGUGAUUGGACCUGCCCCUACUAUGCAAGUGGGUCUUCGCGCCGGAGUCGGGAAAUUGCCGGCGGUGGCCGCCGCAGGAGGGAAUCGUCGGGCGUUGAGUGCCCUCAAUCGGAAUAUAAUUGGAGCUCCGACUUACCCACCUAUUAAGCAAUGUGAUAACAAGAAUCAACCUGUCCAUCGUCCUAUCACUAGGAGAUUUGCUGCACAACUAGCCACCAAUGAAGUGUUUGUAAAUCCAAAACAAAUGUUGUGUGAACAGGAACUGAAAGAUGAAUCACAAGACAUCUCGAUCAUUGAUGCAGAAGAAGAAGACUUCGCAUUCUCUGAACCAAUGUUUGUACAACACACUGAAGCAAUGCUGGAAGAGAUUGACAGAAUGCAGGAAGUGGAAAUGGAGGAUGUAGCUUCUGAAGAAGAAGAAGGCCAAGACUCAGUUGUAGAUAUAGAUGCUUGUGACAAGAACAACCCACUUGCUGUGACUGAAUACAUCAACGAUUUGUACACAUUCUACAGGAAAUCUGAGGUUACAAGUGCUGUCUCACCGCGCUAUAUGGCAAACCAAUUUGAUAUCAAUGAAAGGAUGAGAGGCAUUCUCAUCGACUGGUUGAUUGAGGUGCACUACAAGUUUGAGUUAAUGGAGGAGACUCUUUAUCUUACUGUGAAUCUCAUUGAUAGAUUCUUGGCUGUUCAUUCUGUUGUGAGGAAGAAACUCCAGCUGGUUGGAGUUACAGCCAUGCUUCUUGCUUGCAAAUAUGAAGAAGUCUCGGUGCCUGUUGUGGAUGAUCUCAUCCUAAUUUCUGACAAGGCUUACAGUAGAAAAGAAGUCCUUGACAUGGAGAAGUUAAUUGUGAACGCCUUGCAGUUCAAUAUGUCAGUCCCAACUCCAUAUGUUUUCAUGAAGAGAUUUCUCAAAGCUGCUCAAUCUGACAAAAAGCUUGAGCUUCUAUCAUUCUUCCUGAUCGAGCUGUGCUUAGUGGAGUAUGAAAUGCUUAAAUACCCACCUUCACUGAUGUCUGCUGCUGCAAUCUACACGGCACAGUGCUGCCUCAAUGGCUCUAGCCAGUGGAACAAAACUCAUGAGUGGUACACCAGCUACUCAGAAGAGCAACUUCUGGAAUGCUCAAGGCUGAUUGUGGGAUUUCAUCAGAAUUCUGGGACAGGGAGGCUAACUGGUGUCCACAGAAAGUACAGUACUUCGAAGUUUGGAUUUGCUACAAGAACUCAACCUGCUAACUUCCUGCUACUCACGUAGAAGAAAGGGGUGAGUUGAUUUGAUGGUUUGACUGAGAUUCAUUUGAGGAUGAAACCUGCAACUGAAGUUGGGGGGGAAGUAACAAAUUGACAUGAUCAGCAACUGAAGUUGCCGUGGGGAAGAGAACUAUACACUCUUCCUCUUGUUCUCUUUCAUUUUCUUUGCUGAACUAUUAUUACUACAUCCGAUUGACCCUUUGGUCAAUUUGUAAUGGUAUGUGGAUAUGUGAUGGAACAAACAAAAACACAAGGCAAAAUCACUGUUCUUACUUACUUUGCUCUUUCUCUUCAAGAGUGUUAGUGGAAAUAAUAAAAUAGAUAGUUUGGAUUCAAGGUUUCAAGUGUGUGCAUUCCUUUCUUCUGAGUCACUUCAGCGCCACCCAAGUAAAAGUCUGUCUUUUUUAACAUUUACAUGUUCAUUCAUUCGUUAGUGUACUGGUUUGCUAUUAGGUGUGAAUGUAUGAGUAAAAGCACUUGUUAGGUACUCAAAUUUAUGUGGAAAAUUGUGGUUUAAAAGUUUACAGGAACAUGCGAUGCGGUCCACUAUAAUGCUGCUUGUUACGUGGGAUGAGAAUUGAGUAGACGUUGGCCUUAAAUCUUUGGCCUAAUGGAAUGUCAACAUUUGUUGGUUUGACACAAGUACCCAAUUGGGCAAUUUUUCUUGAAAUAUCUGCAUUUUCAGAUUUCAUCAUUGAUUUUAAAUCUCUCCUCAAUCGGAAAUAAUGGGGAAGAUCAUCACUUUUUAAUUUUACUAGUAAGGAAGCCCGCGCUCCGCGGCGAGGAGAUCAUAUUGGGAAAAUGUUGAGUUUUUAGUGGAAAUUGGCACAUUUUUUUCACAUGAGU
This is a messenger RNA of Linum tenue, 2488 nucleotides long. The record is from the annotation of a GenBank genome assembly. NCBI's taxonomy places the organism in Eukaryota, Viridiplantae, Streptophyta, Magnoliopsida, Malpighiales, Linaceae.